AUGGCAGUGGAAACAGACGUUGCGGCCGAAACAGCUCCAGCUGUCGAGUUGACUCGAAUCGAGAAAACUUUGCGGCACCUGUUACUCGACGUGGUGGAAUAUAUUAAACAAAAGGGCGUCAGGAACGGCAAUGAGUCUGCAGCCGGUGAACUGGUGCUACGAUUCACGGGAGGUUGGGUUCGCGAUAAAUUACUGGGAGUGGAAAGCCAUGAUAUCGAUGCGGCCUUCACAAGAUUGAAGCAAAUCCCGGAAAAGUCCAAGCAUCUGGAAACGGUGGCCACGAAGAUCUUUGGAUUAGAAGUUGACCUGGUGAAUUUACGAAAGGAAACCUAUUCGGACCACAGCCGGCAUCCGGAAAUGGAAUUUGGCACCGCCGAAGAAGAUGCUCUCCGCAGAGAUGCGACGCUGAAUGCUUUGUUUUAUAAUCUUCAUACAUCAUCCAUUGAAGAUUUCACCGGCAGGGGCAUAGCGGAUCUAAACUCGCAACUGAUCCGCACGCCUCUUCAACCGUACCAGACUUUUAAAGAUGAUCCAUUACGAGUUUUGCGUUUGAUUCGGUUUUCUAGUAGACUUGGCUAUCGAAUUCAUCCACUUACAGAGGAUGCCAUGCAACACGACGAUAUCAAGAGCGCUCUUAAAUUGAAAAUUAGCCAGGAAAGAAUCGGCGCUGAAGUUGAGAAGAUGCUCAAAGGGCCUGAUCCCCUCAGGGCACUGCAUAUUAUAGACCGCCUUAAACUCUAUGAUACCAUAUUUGCGAAUCACCAAGAUGAUGUUGUUGUCGACGUGUCUUGUUGGAGUCGGGCUUACCAGCCGCUUAUGGCUAUACUUGAUGAUAAUUAUGACCAGGAAUUUGCUACACAGCAAGACCGCGCUUUUCUACGCAAUGUCCUUCUCCGGGAUAAAGAUGAUGUAUAUCAUUCCUGGAUGCUAGCAGCUUUGUCUCCCUGGGCAGUGGUCCCACAAGUAGCAGCUCUGCCCAACAGAAAGGAACUACCCCCCAGAGCAGCAACGGUAGCUCGGGAUAGUCUGAGAGCUGACAAUAAGACAUUUAAUAUUUUGAAAUCUACUGUCAAAUAUUACAGGGAUGUUUCUGACCUCAAAUCAGCGUUCUUGAAACGCGAACUUGGCCAGACAUUACCUGAUAUUCGCUGGAGACUUGGUCAUUCCAUUCGUCUAAUGGGUGCCGACUGGCGUCUGUGUGUUGUUCAGGCUAUAAUCCUGGAGACAAUGCAUGGGGAAGAACCGAGAACGGGUAAGUCCUUCUAG
Molecule: messenger RNA, 1266 nt
Organism: Uncinocarpus reesii 1704
Lineage: Eukaryota; Fungi; Ascomycota; Eurotiomycetes; Onygenales; Onygenaceae
Exons: 3
Coding region: 1-1266 (421 amino acids)
Biological process (GO): tRNA 3'-terminal CCA addition
Molecular function (GO): RNA binding; ATP:3'-cytidine-cytidine-tRNA adenylyltransferase activity
Source: RefSeq, a predicted model, not a curated record